ACGCGUAGCCCCCCCCCACCUCGCCGACGACCCCCGCCCGCGCCGCCGGCCCCCCUCUCGGUAGAAUUUAAAGGGGGCGCAGCAUUUCCGCUCUGCUCAGGUGACCUCUCGGGGUCUCCCCACCAAAGGUCCCCCGCCGCCGAGGAACAUGGCGAAGGUGGAGCAGGUUCUGAGCCUCGAGCCGCAGCACGAGCUCAAGUUCCGAGGUCCCUUCACUGAUGUCGUUACCGCCAACCUGAAGCUUGGCAACCCAACAGAUCGAAAUGUGUGUUUUAAAGUGAAGACCACAGCACCUCGUAGGUAUUGCGUUCGGCCCAACAGUGGAAUCAUUGACGCUGGGGCCUCAAUCAAUGUAUCUGUGAUGUUACAGCCUUUCGAUUAUGAUCCCAAUGAGAAAAGUAAACACAAGUUUAUGGUUCAGUCUAUGUUUGCUCCAACUGACACUUCUGAUAUGGAAGCAGUAUGGAAGGAGGCAAAACCGGAAGACCUUAUGGAUUCAAAACUUAGAUGUGUGUUUGAAUUGCCAGCAGAAAAUGAUAAACCACAUGAUGUAGAAAUAAAUAAAAUUAUAUCUACAACUGCAUCAAAGACAGAAACACCAUCAGUGUCUAAAUCUCUGACUUCGUCUCUGGAUGACACUGAAGUUAAGAAAGUGAUGGAAGAGUGUAAGAGGCUGCAAGGAGAAGUCCAGAGGCUUCGGGAGGAGAACAAGCAGUUUAAGGAAGAAGAUGGGCUUCGGAUGAGGAAGACAGUACAGAGCCACAGCCCCAUUGCAGCACUUGCUGCAACUGGGAAGGAGGAAGGCCUCAGCACUCGGCUACUGGCUCUGGUGGUUUUGUUCUUUAUUGUUGGUGUCAUUAUAGGGAAGAUUGCCUUGUAAAGGCAGCAUGCAGUGGAUGGCAAAUUGGAUUGAUGGAUGCACCGUAUCAUGGGAUUCAAGUUUAUCAUAACCAUGUGUAAAAAGAAAUUAACAUAUGAUGACAUCUCACAGGUCUUGCCUUUAAAUUACCCCUCCCCCUGCGCGCACACACACACAAAUGUACACACAAAUACAAUAUAACAAUCUUUUAGAAAGUUAAAAAUGUAUAGUAAAUGAUUGAGGGGAAAUCAAUGAUCUCUGUUAAUGACAAGGGAAACCAUGAUUAAUGCCACAAGGGCGUAUUGUAACUGUCAUUUGAAACAUUGAUAGGCUUUGGUACAUGUCUUUGGAUUACCUCUUUUAAAACAAAACACUCUUCCUCGCUUGUGGGAGCAGGAGCCCAGUGUGGUGGGGUGUACCGCUGUCCACAGUUCCCCCACACUGCCCACUCCCACCCAGACUGCUCUUCCUCGUCUUCAGUUCUGUCCAAGCCAUCGGUUCCUUGGGGCUGAUGAAGAGCAGCAGAAGUCGAAGAGCAUUGUGCUGGGGCAGCAGCAGGCAUGCCUAUCAGGACGAGAGCCACAGGUCCACUGACCCGGCGCUUUGGAAAUCCAAGCCCGUGCUUUGUUCUCCUAAAGGGACCAAGCUGAAUUACCUUUGGUUCAUGUAGUGAGACUGAAAUGCUGUUUGAGAUGUUUAAUGCAUAUUUAACUUAUUUAAUGUAUUUCAUCUCACAUUGUGUUCUUACUGUCACAGGAGUACAGUUAAUGCUGCGGCCUACACAUCACCAUGCUAUGUCAUACCAAUGGUGGGGCCGCCAUGGCUGCUGGGGCUGGCACUCUGCCUCUGGUGGUUCUGGGCGUGGAGCAUGGUUAUCUUGGCGUCGGAACAGCUGUCAGAGUGUUUGGGUGUCAGUUAACAGCUGCCACGGGGAGGGAAAUUGUCAGCAGUGACAGUCAACUCUGGUCCCCUGUUGGUGGAGAAGCCCUCACUCACAGUCCCCAAACUCGGCCUGUCCUGCCUGCCUGCUGGGCUUGGCCUGGAGUCAGGGCAGAUGAGUGGGUCACAGGGAGUGAGGGCACUGGUGGCGGGGUGCGGUGGCUCCUCAGCCAGUCCAUCUAGUGGUAAUGGAGAGUCUGACUGUGAAUUAAUUUUAUGCCAUAAAAGACCAACCCAAUUCUGUUCAACUAUGUAGCAUCUUAAAAGGAAAAAAAUAAAACCCCAAAAUUAAGAAUUCUUUUGUCAUUUUGUCACAUUUGCUGUAUGGGGGAAUUACUUUAUCAUAAUUAUUUUGCCAUUGGGACAUUGAUUUUAAAAUGAGUUCCGUCCGUGAGAAACAUGUUUAAUGGUUUACCUGUACACACAUGCAUACGUGUCUAUGUGUGGUUUUGGUUGCCUUUAAAUGACAGUGUGAUGAAUAAAACUGCUGAAACCUCG
Messenger RNA from Heterocephalus glaber (naked mole-rat), 2296 nucleotides. RefSeq names its product VAMP associated protein B and C (gene Vapb). Gene Ontology annotation, cellular component: endoplasmic reticulum membrane; plasma membrane. Gene Ontology annotation, molecular function: FFAT motif binding. Gene Ontology annotation, biological process: endoplasmic reticulum membrane organization. NCBI's taxonomy places the organism in Eukaryota, Metazoa, Chordata, Mammalia, Rodentia, Bathyergidae. The record is from RefSeq and is a predicted model, not a curated record.